Cladocopium goreaui is the source of this 2361-nucleotide messenger RNA. The record is from the annotation of a GenBank genome assembly. NCBI's taxonomy places the organism in Eukaryota, Dinophyceae, Suessiales, Symbiodiniaceae.
AUGACCAUCAUUCACCAAGGGUUUAGCCAGCGCGCCGGAUGGGCCGGCGAUCAACCGAUCAGCUACUUGAUGCACAAGGCGCUGGCGAAUCCGGAAUUGAUUUCGUUGGCCGCGGGGUUCGUCGAUCAGGAUACCCUGCCGGUUGACCUGAUGCGACAAGCUGUCGACUCGUUGCUCAGCGAUCGCAAGCGCGGACAAGCCGCUUUGCAGUACGGCACGACCGUGGGACAUGCUCCACUUCGGGAAAUCGCUCUGAAUCGCUGGCGAGAAGCGGAUGGUGAGCCGGAGUGCGAGCGGGGAAUUGGCCUCGACCAAGUGUUGAUUACCGCCGGCAGCAACGAACUGCUGCACCUGUUGGGCGACACCUUAUGCGACCCCGGCGACAUCAUCCUGGUAGCUUCGCCCUGUUACUUCGUCUAUUUGGGACUCGCAACAAACCUCGGCAUUCGCACAAUCGGCGUGGAGGCCGACGAGCAGGGGAUGAUUCCCGAAUCCCUCGAAGACACGCUAAGACAACUAAACAACAUCGGCGAUUUGCCGCGUGUGAAAGCCAUCUAUCUGACCGACUAUUUCAACAACCCCAGCACCGAGUCGCUCGCGCUCGAGCGGCGGGGGCCAAUCGUCGAGACGGCCAAACGGUGGUCGCGUUCAUUCCCCAUCCGUGUCAUAGAAGACGCGGCUUACCGUGAACUGCGUUAUAAGGUCGACGACAUCCCCAGCCUUCGCUCGUUCGACGAAGAAGGCGAUACCGUGGUGGUGGCCCAAACCUUCUCGAAGUCGUUCUCCCCGGGCAUCCGCGUGGGGUUUGGCAUCUUACCGCCCGACCUGGUCGCCCCGUGUGGGGCUCAGAAAGGGAACAUCGACUUCGGGGCGCCCAACUUCACUCAGUGCGUGCUUGCGGAGGUGUUCAAUCUCGGUCUGUUCGAAGAACAUCUCGGCAACUUACGGCGCGGCUACGAGGCCAAACUCAACGCCAUGGUCGAAGCCUGCGACGAACACCUGGCACCGCUCGACGGUGUUUCCUUCACAAGACCAGGCGGUGGGCUUUAUGUCUGGCUCACGCUGCCGCAUGAAGUGAACACCAGCGCUGCUUCACCGCUGUUCGAACGGGCUAUGGAUGAGGGGAUGAUCUACGUACCGGGUGAGUACUGUUACGCGGUCGAAGGGGCCCCCAUCGCUCACAAUCAGAUUCGACUCAGCUUUGGCGUGCAGUCUCAAAAACGGAUUCGGGAAGGCAUUGCCGCCUUGGCCCGUGCGGUCGUGUUCUUCAUUUGCUUCUGUAGCCUCACCGGGCUGUACAUCAUCUUCGAUGCCUUUGCCAAUCUCGAUGAGUUCAUGCAGCAUGCCGGCGACAACGGCAACCUGCUGGGCAUCAUGGGUGAGUACUACGCCUAUCGCUCGAUCUACUUCUUCGAUAAGACCAGCGGCCUGCUAGCGUUGGUCUCGGCGAUGUUCACGGUCACCUGGAUUCGCCGCCACAACGAACUCACUGCACUGAUGGCCGCCGGCGUAUCGCGCGGCCGCGUAGUGGUGCCGGUCAUACUUGCCGCCAUCUGCAUCAGCUUAUUCGCUGCGGGGAUGCGUGAAACCGUGCUACCUCGGAUCCAGCACGAGUUGAGUCGCGACCCGAAGAACCUCUCGGGCGAGAAGGGCCAGGUGUUUCGGGCCCGCUACGACAAUGAAACGGUGAUCUUGAUUGGCGGAAAGGCGUCCUAUCGCAGCGACAAGCGGAUCGAGUCUCCACAGUUCAACAUGCCGCCCGCGCUGGCCACCUAUGGCAAUCAGAUUGUGGCCACGAACGCUUACUUUCGCCCUGCCGAUCCAGCAACCGGUCGCCCUGCCGGCUAUUUAAUUCAUGGUGUUGAGCGCCCCAAAGACCUUUACAGCGAACCCUCGCUGUUCUUAGAAGGCCGCCCGGUAGUGAUCACGCCGGCCGAUCAUCCCGAGUGGCUUCAGCCCGACCAAUGUUUCAUUGCCAGCAAUAUGGACUUCGAACAACUCACCGGCGGCACCGCCUGGCGACAGUUCUCCUCCACGGCCGAACUGAUGCGGGGGCUACGCAAUCCGAGCCUCGACUUUGGGGCCGACGUGCGGGUGGCCAUUCAUAGCCGCCUGGUGCAACCGCUGCUUGAUGUCACGCUACUCUUUCUCGGCCUGCCGAUGGUGCUGCGGCGAGACACGGGCAACAUGUUCUUGGCCAUGGGGCUUUGCCUGGCUGCGGUUUCUGUCUUCAUGAUGGUGGUGAUCGCUUGCCAGUACUUGGGCGCGAUCAUGUUUGUGGGCACCGCCACUGCGGCGUGGUUACCGCUGAUGAUCUUCAUCCCGAUCGUCGCCUUCUUCUCCGAUCCACUUCGCCAGUAA